UAUGACAUAUGGGAUCUUUCUGACUCAAAUUUAGACGUGGGAGCUCCAAUCUUUUUUUUUUCUUUUUUUUUUACCUCCACGCUGCAUUGGCAGAUUACGUCAAUUCAGCAAUGAAGAAGCGUUUGAUACAAAUAUUUGGCUUUUUGAUCACUUCUUUGGGAUGGGUGUUCAUUUUGAGCACUAUGGCAAUGGACAACUGGAGAAUCAGCCAGAUGGGAGGACAAGGUGGUUCCUUCAUAAUCAAGGUUGCCUGGUACUGGUCCAACCUGUGGAAGGACUGUUACACCGAGUCCAGCUCCGUCACCAACUGUAAAGAAUACGGGGUCCUCUGGGGUAUCUUGUAUUACGUCCAGGCAGUUCGGGGGUUGCUAAUGUGCGGCUUGACGAUUGGAUUUGUUGCAGUCGUGUGUUGCUUUGUUGGGAUGGAGUGCACUUACAUCGGAGGAGCGGAACCAACCAAAGACAAGCUGGUCUUUUCUGGAGCAGUUUUUCAUUUUGUUGGUGUUUCGUCGAAACCUUUCCACACAGGUGUGCCAAAUCUUGUUGCCUACUGCUUAUACAUCAACAGAAUUGCCAGAUCAGCUUAUGCUACCAAUUUACCAGCGGGAGAAUUACGGUAUGAAUUAGGACCACCCACAUUUCUGGGUUUGGUGGGAUGUUUUUUAAUAUUUUUUGGAGCUGUUCUGUAUGCUGUGACGGUCAUCAAAGUAAUAUACCCUAACAGAACAGUGAUAGAGGUAUAUGGAAGACCAACAUACAUGCCCCCAUCCUACAGAGGAAGAAGUUUGUACACAGGAUACUACCAACCCUCCCGACUCAAUGGGUCUUACGCCUCAGGACGAUCAAGCAGCAAGAUCUCAAAGCAGUCUCAAGCUACAUCAAAACUGUCAGAAAGAGAUGCAUUUGUGUAGUACCGCAGCUCUUUCAAGACUUGCAAAGUUCUGCAGCAGGGUUGUGAGGAAGUGUAUAAUGUCUGACUAAACUCAAUGCAGUGAUUUUGUAGCAUUUUCUAUCAAUGCUAUGUUUUUCGUCGCUGCUUAUCAUCAAUUAGCCAAUUGGUGUUUAGGUGCUAAUAAAGGCAAAGCCUGAGUUUUUGGAUUUCACCAUUUUUAAACAAUUCAUAUGACACCAAGUAAGAAUUGUUGUGAAAUUUAUAUAAAAAUGUUCAAAUAUUUUUAAACUUGUAAGU
This is a messenger RNA of Poecilia reticulata (guppy), 1189 nucleotides long. The record is from RefSeq and is a predicted model, not a curated record. NCBI's taxonomy places the organism in Eukaryota, Metazoa, Chordata, Actinopteri, Cyprinodontiformes, Poeciliidae.